AGCUCGCGCUAGACAGAUCGCCAAGGCUGCUGACCCAAGGUGCCGGUCAGCACGGCUAAGGAUUCUCCCACUCGCAGACACCACCACACCCUCUUCGGCUUGAUUGCUGAAGAAUAUUCUGCUUCCAAUACGCCAGCGCGUGCGCGUAGGAUUCCCCGGUGCCAAUGUACUUGGGACAUCGCUGCACAGGCACGCUGACGCCCCCCAGACUAUCCCCGGAUUGUGGGGUCGGCUAACUGGGCUGCGGUCCUACUUUUCUAGCAAUUGGCGCAUGCCAGGAUGCGGGGGAUUCCCACCCCAACCUCGAGGAAAUUCGACGAGUCAGCGGGGGCUCUCUAGCAGCCAAGCCUUGGGGGCAGAGAAGUCCGCAAGCCACCUGGUUCAAUCCUCAUCCGCAGGCUCAAGAUGGGAGCAGAACGCCACGAGGAGGAGUGCACGAGCGGAUAGAUGUAUACCCCACGGUUGCGUCGUUUAGUCUGAAGUCUGGACGAGGCCCAGACGCAGAGACUCUGGGGACCCCGUGUUUGCUCUGGGGUUAUUCCUGGGGUUAGUCUAUAGCACCGAUACCGACUCCACGGUCCCGCAAGAUCCCCCCUUUUCAACGAGCCAACAACCCCUGGCACAGGCCGCGGUGAAAUAUUUUCAUAUAUCAACCGGGCCUCGCCUCCGACCACCUCCUCUGCGAAUCCUACCCUCCCUCGUGCUUCACCAACCCAACCAUUCGACCCUUCGUCUCACCCACUUCUUUCUGUUUUACAAAGAAAGAGAGACAAGGCCUUUGUUGACACAUCAUGACGCUGCUGGAACUCAAGGAGGACCGGCCCACGCCAAAGGCCGUGUACAACUGGCGCGUCUACACAACCGCCGCCAUCGCCUCCUUCGCAUCAUGCAUGAUCGGCUAUGACUCUGCCUUCAUCGGCACAACGCUCGCGCUCCCCUCAUUCGAGGAUGAGUUCAGGUUCGACACGUACAGCACUGAAGCGCUGGCGCUAGUUAAGGCCAACAUUGUCUCCGUGUACCAGGCCGGCGCCUUCUUCGGUAGUCUCUUCGCCUAUGUCACCUCGUACUUCCUCGGUCGCCGCAAGUCUCUCUUCGUCUUUGCCCUCGUCUUCAAUCUCGGCGCCGGCCUCAUGCUCGGCGCAAACGGUGACCGUGGCCUCGGGCUCAUCCUUGGCGGCCGUGUCCUCGCCGGUAUCGGUGUCGGUGGAGCCAGCAACAUGGUUCCCAUCUUCAUCUCUGAGUUGUCGCCUCCCGCCAUCCGCGGCCGUUUGGUCGGCAUCUACGAGCUCGGCUGGCAGAUUGGAGGUCUCGUCGGCUUCUGGAUCAACUAUGGUGUCAACACAACCCUACCUUCCAACCACGCCCAGUGGAUUAUCCCCUUCGCGGUCCAACUGAUCCCCGGCGGCCUGCUCUUGAUUGGAGCCUUUUGGAUCAAGGAGUCGCCCCGCUGGCUGUUCAUGAAGGGCAUGCGCGAGCAGGGCAUGGCGAACCUGUGCUGGAUCAGGAACCUCAGCGAAAGGGACAUCUACAUUGUCGAGGAGGUCAGCUACAUCGAAGAGGACCUCGAGAAAUACCGCAGGGAAGUCGGUGCCGGCUUCUGGAAACCCUUCGCCGCGCUCAAGAUACCCAAGGUCCAGUGGCGCUUCUUCCUCGGCUCUAUGCUCUUCCUCUGGCAGAACGGUUCCGGUAUCAAUGCAAUCAACUACUACAGCCCGACUGUCUUCAGGGGUCUUGGUAUCACAGGCACCAACACCUCCUUCCUGACGACUGGUUUGUUUGGUUGUGUCAAGACUGUGUUCACAUUCGUAUGGCUCUUAUGGAUGAUUGACAACUUCGGCCGACGCAACCUCCUCAUCUAUGGUAGCUUGGGAGGCUCGGUCUGCAUGUGGAUCAUUGGCGCAUAUAUCUGCGUGGCUGAUCCAGCCAGCAACCCCAACACCUCAGGCAAGCUGUCCUCGGGCGGCAUCGCCGCCGUGUUCUUUUUCUACCUGUGGACGGCCUUCUACACGCCAUCUUGGAACGGUACACCCUGGGUCGUCAACUCGGAGAUGUUCGACCAGAACACGCGUUCCUUGGGCCAGGCCUCCGCCGCGGCGUCCAACUGGUUCUGGAACUUCAUCAUCUCCCGUUUCACUCCUCAGAUGUUCCUCACCAUGAAGUAUGGUGUGUACAUGUUCUUCGCCUCGCUCAUGAUCCUCUCUGCCAUCUUCGUGUUCUACCUCAUCCCGGAGACCAAGUCCAUCCCGCUCGAAACCAUGGACAGGCUCUUUGAGAUCAAGCCCGUGCGCAAGGCCAACAAGGUCAUCAUGGAGGAGCUGCGGAUCCACGACGAGGAGUUCAGGCGCAACGCUGGCGACCUGGACGUGGGCAACGACUCGGAAAAGGCCAUGGUUGGCCAGGUGGAGGAUACCGACUUGAAGAGGGACAUGGCAUAAAGUCCUGGCUCUCGCUGUGCAACAGGUGUCUUAAGAGUAUAUUGUGAUACCAUCUUUUUAAUUGUUUUCCCGGCGAUCGACCUUGACUGUAGAGCAUCUUUAGCGAUGUAUCUGACCGAGAAUAAAAUUGUUCACACUUUCAA
Messenger RNA from Diaporthe batatas, 2578 nucleotides. RefSeq lists its product as uncharacterized. The transcript has 2 exons. Gene Ontology annotation, cellular component: membrane. Bases 792 to 2435 code for a protein of 547 amino acids. Gene Ontology annotation, molecular function: carbohydrate:proton symporter activity. The record is from RefSeq and is a predicted model, not a curated record. NCBI's taxonomy places the organism in Eukaryota, Fungi, Ascomycota, Sordariomycetes, Diaporthales, Diaporthaceae. Gene Ontology annotation, biological process: transmembrane transport; carbohydrate transport.